AUGAUUCCAAAAAGAAAAGGCCAAACAAAGGAAGUUAAGAGAGAUGUCUUUGGAAGAGAUUUGUCCUAUUUCAAAAGUUACUCACAGUAUAUAGAAAACUUAAAGGAUAUUAAUGUAUAUUCCGCGGAUUUUGAGAGUGGAUAUACACCAUUACAUAUUACUUUAAAGAGAGGAUACUUUAAAAGAGCGUUUCAAUUAUUUAAAAAGUGGAAAGAUGAACAAGAGUUUUUAUCCCAUAAGCUAGGCGGGCAUGUAAUGAAUCAGAUAGAUAGAGAAGGGUUUACUCCUUUUGAGUUAUAUAUGGUUGAAUACAGGAGAUUAAUCAAGAAGUACCCAAAAUAUAUCAGCUAUCGAGUUCCUGGAAGCACAACUGCAUCAAAUAAAACCCAAAUUUGUUACUAUGAAGAUAUAAAUAAACUACCGUUGGGCAGAAAAUUAGAAUACCCAAACUUGCCAACGUCAGUUGAAGAGCUCAUAUAUUUAAAAUCCAGUAAAGCGUCUCACGCUUUGACCUUUGGUGUUAAUAUUAAUUUUCAACUGGGGACUGGCACGACAGAUGCAAGAAAAAAUUUAUUCCAAUUAAGUGUCCAUCAAUUAGAAGAAGAUAAUAUUAUUUUAUCUGAUAUUGGGCUUAAAAACAUAUUUAUAACAAGAUACCACUCCUUAAUAGUGACGAACGGUAAUAACAUAUUUGUUACAGGUUCCACUGGGAGAGGCAGAGUUGGAAAUGGCGUUAUUGAUACGCCACAAACGCAAUAUACAAAGCUCCGUGGAUUACCAACUCAGAAUAUUAAAGAUAUAUGCACAAGUGAUCAUCAUACUAUGGUGCUAUGCAAUGAUAAUGAAAUAUAUACUUGGGGUUGGAAUUAUUUUUGUCAACUAGGUCAUUCGGUUACAAAUAAACCUAGUGAUAAAUCAUACCAUACAGAUUGUUCAUCAAUACCUAAACGAAUAGGAUUUUUGCCAGGAGUAGAGAUAAUUUCAAUAUCAUGCUCAAAGAUACAUUCGGCAUGUGCCACUAAAACUGGAAGGAUAUUACUGUGGGGAUUAAAUGUUGGUCAAAUGGGUACCUCUAACCCUGUUCAUUUAUCACAUGAUUCCGUAUAUAUGGAUGUUGAAGGUUACUUAACAACAAAGCCAGUAGAAAUAAAUCUAGGAGAUGAAAUAAUUGAGCAGAUACUGUGCACAGAAUUUACGACAUUUGUAAGGACAAGAAAUAAUAUAUUACAUGUGUAUAGUAACUACUCAUCUAAAACAUUUAGGUUACUGCUACCAAGACCAUCAAGAAACAUUGAUCGAGAUAAUUUUACUUAUUUUGCACCAAGAGAGAUACCUAGUAACGUUAUAGAUAUGAAAUGUAAAAAUCCUUUCGGUAACAACUUGACAUUAAAAUACAGUUGUGGACGAAUUGGAACAAUAACAUCAAAAGAGGAAUCCAUUUAUUUAUGGUCAACUAUGAAAAAUACACCCCAUAUUUCUUUGUGCUGGACCCCUAAUUAUGAUUUUAAAAGGUGUGUAGAUUUUGACGUAUCAUCCAAGGGCGAAUUGAUUAUCUGCACGGCUGGAGGAGAAGUGUAUAAAUAUCAGGAUAAAGAUACGCCUUUAGAAAAAAUAUUCAGCACUAAAUUAACAUCUGGUAAAAUAGUGAGAGUUAGUUGUGAUUCUCAAUUCGGUUCAUUUGCUCUACUAAAAAAUGAAUUUGAUUCAAUCCCAAUUAUGUUUCCCAAGGAUUCGUUAUUAUACGAUUUUUCACGUUUUUGUGACGUGGUGCCAGGUACUACAAUCAAGAAUGAUUUGGGAAAUGAAAUAGCUGGUGUUAUGGCAAGAAAAUAUUUUGAUUAUAACGACUAUUCUUUGAAUAAACUACAAAAUCAUGAAUUAUUGGAUUCUGAUGAAAAUGCUGCUAAAAUUUCCUAUCGUAGUCAACAGGCUGCUGAAUUGAAUACAAAAAUAUUAUCAGAGAUAGGUAAAUCGAACAUAAACGGAAGGAAGACUUUCGAUAUUGUUUUUAAAGACAAGAUAACAAGCAAAAUAGUAUGCACUGGUCAUAAACUGUUAUUAAUGUCAAGGUGUUCUACAUUGAUGAAUCUGUUAUUAAAAGAGAAAUUUUUUUCUCUUCAUGAUAAUCAAAUUGUAUUGGAACUUGUAAAUAAUAUACAUGAAUCUAACUGGGAAAUAGAAAUUUCAGGUAAACUUGGCCCGGACGUUAUAAAGGAAGUAAUAUAUUACUUAUAUACCGAUAUCAAACCCAGUAAUCAAAAAGUUUCAAGAUUGUUAUUAGAAAUGGUAGAUCAUUCUUUACAUUAUUCAAGUUUGCAUAAUUCGUUGAGUAAUUUGUACUAUGAUAUUGUUACUCAUAAAUCAUCGGAUUCAUUAAACUUUGUUGAUACUAAAAUUUUGCUAAAUAACGGGUGUGUUUUUGCACAUAGUCUAAUUUUGUCAGUAAGAUGUUCCUACUUCAAGAUUAUGUUUGAGGAAAACUGGUAUACUAUAGACUCUGAUGGAUACAAGCUUUUAGAUUUGAAAAGCAAUUUUAAUGUUACCAAGGAUAUAUUUGCUUUUGUUAUUAAAUAUAUAUAUGGGUUUCCUUAUGAUUUAAUUUUUCAGGAUGCAGCUCCUUUAAGUUAUACUGAAAAUCUUCAAACAUUACUUGAUCUUUUGGAAAUCACAGAUUUUUUAAAUUUACAGUCUUUUAAAACAUAUUUGGAAGCUGAAAUUGAUAAAUAUAUAGAAGGAGAAACUGUCAUUCUAAUUUUGCUGAAUGCCAUAGCAUUUAACUGUGAUUUAUUAGAAACCAAAUGUAAUUGGUUUAUUUGCAAAAACAUUGCGAUAUUAUUUUCAAAGAAUAACAUCCCCUUGAUAGAGGAACACUUUACUGAAAGAAUUUGGGACAGACUUGAACUUUGUUUUUCCGAACUAUCUUCUGACUCUAAUACAGUUACAGAAUUUAUGGCAUGGUACUAUGAGUCCCAUUAUGAUUGGUUAGCAUUGUUUAACGGCAACUUAUCUAAAUUUAACGAAAAAUUUAUUGAUCCACACAACUGUUUCGUUCCUGUGUUUGAUUUAAAGUGUCUUAAGAAGAAGCCAAUUGAAGAAAAGACAAAGAGAAGAAAAUCUAUGAAUAUACAUAAACCUCGAUCUAAGACUCUACCUUGUUCAAAAAGCUCAUUAACGUGUGAAGAACAACAAAAUCUAAUUGAAAACAAAGAAACAUCCUCUUCCUGGGCUCAAAAUAAUUCCCAUUCUAUGGUAAUUGAUGAUUCCAAUGAGUUUGUAGAAGUCACAAGAAAGGCAAAAAGAAAAAAUUCAAAGAAUACUGAGAAAAAGCCUGAAUUAAGAAACAUAGUUAAUAAGGAAACUUCAUCAAAAGUUGUGCUUCACAAAAAUGUAAAUAAAGAUAAUCAAACCUUAGUUUCUUUAACAGAUGCGGACAAUGCUAAACGUGAGCAACAUAAGAACAAUUCUCUAAAUCAAAAAUUAUGGGGAACAUUCAGAAAGACUUCCCAAAAGGAUAGGAAAAAAAUUAUCGACGCCUCAUUGGAAACAAACUCAAAGUCAGAAAUGUCAGAACAACCUGUCUGGGGGAAAGCAAUAUCCACUGGUACUGAACCUAUUGAGAAAUUAAAGCAAGCAGCCAUCGUUUCAAAGAAAUCGAAUUUGCCGUCCUUGUAUGACCCUAACAGUCCAAAGAUUAUUAGCGAUACAAAGAAAUCUAAAAAUGAAAUUAUAAAACAUUUACCUCAAACUGAUAGCAUUCACAUGCCUUAUGUAAGAGCAUCGCAACAUGUCCCACUAAAUGCAAUUGAUACACAAUUUGAGAAAGAUCAAUUGAAAAAACGUAAAUCAAAAAAGCAAAUGCAAGAGGAGAUGGAGGCCGUCCAAUUUGAGAGAUGGUUUGAAGAAGAAAGUGAGAGGAUUCAGAGGCAAAUGAAAAAAGACGAUAAAUCUGUAAAUAACAAAGAAAAUGACUGUAUUAAUACACCAAGAGGGAAAUCAAAAACCAAAAACCAAAACAAAAUUUCUCAAACAACAAUCGAAAUCAGGAAAAAAGGGACAUAUACGCCGGAAUAA
Messenger RNA from Tetrapisispora phaffii CBS 4417, 4071 nucleotides. RefSeq lists its product as uncharacterized. Gene Ontology annotation, molecular function: protein binding. The transcript has a single exon. The record is from RefSeq and is a predicted model, not a curated record. The coding region runs from base 1 to 4071 and encodes 1356 amino acids. Lineage: Eukaryota; Fungi; Ascomycota; Saccharomycetes; Saccharomycetales; Saccharomycetaceae.